Molecule: messenger RNA, 1153 nt
Organism: Gekko japonicus
Lineage: Eukaryota; Metazoa; Chordata; Lepidosauria; Squamata; Gekkonidae
Gene: NEURL2
Product: neuralized E3 ubiquitin protein ligase 2
Exons: 2
Coding region: 2-805 (267 amino acids)
Biological process (GO): intracellular signal transduction
Molecular function (GO): ubiquitin protein ligase activity
Source: RefSeq, a predicted model, not a curated record
GAUGGCGGCCGCCUGCUACCCGUCGAGCAGGUUCCACCGCAUCCACGGGGCCAACGUCCGCUUGGAUCCCUCCCGUACCCAGGCCACUCGCGUGGAGAGCUUUGCCAACGGCCUGUGCUUCAGCCAGGAGCCCCUGGCCCCGGGACAGAUCUUCCUGCUGGAGAUCGAGGAGAAGGAGCUGGGCUGGUGCGGGCACCUGCGGGUGGGCCUGAUGGCCUGCGACCCCUCCCGCCUGGACGUGGUGCCCGAGUACUCCCUGCCCGACCUGGUCAACCGGGGUGACAGCUGGGUCUUUGCCAUCACCCGCAACCACAACCGGGUCACUCCGGACACCGCUGCGGGGCAGGCCUCCGGCAGGGUGCGGGGCUUCCUCGCAGACCCCUAUCUGCUCAUCGAGCAAGUCCGGAUCCCCAGAGACAAGCUGGUGGGGCGGAGCAGGCCCGGCCGGUACAGCCACAUCCUGGACGACCUGUACAAGAGCAACGUGCUUCCUGCCACGGCCAGGAGGAGCCGCAUCGGGGUGCUCUACACCCUGCAGCCCGACGGGACGGCCGACAUGCACAUGGUCAUCAACGGGGAGGACAUGGGCCCCAGUGCCAGGGGCCUCCCCGCUUCCCGCCCCCUCUACGCCGUGGUCGACGUCUUUGCGUCCACCAAGACCGUCCGACUCGUCCAGGUGGAAUAUGGCUUUCCUUCCCUCCAGACCCUCUGCCGGCUGAUCAUCCAGAAACACGUUGUGCACCGGCUGGCCAUCGAGGGGCUCAACCUCCCGCCCCUGCUGAAGAACUUCUGCAAAUACGAAUGAAACCACCCAGGCCGCUCGCGUGCGUGCCGCGGCCUUCGUUCACCCACGUGGUUUGUGGGACCGGACUGAUUUGCGCCAGGCACAAAAGGCAGCACAAGAGGGGUGAAACCCUGCACACGCCAUCAGUGGAGUACCCAGCUCCUGGACCUUGCAUCCGAUUGGGGGGGGGGAAGGGGCAGUCGUCUGUGGUGCAUGAUGCCAACGGCAGACCAUGAAAACGACCUCGAGGGGUUGGGAGAAGUCCAGGCCUGAUAGAUUUUAUUGGCAAGAGUUUGGAACAGGCAACACUGGGACAUUUUAUAAUUAUAAUAAUAAUAAUCUUUCAAUUUAUUAAUCGCUCAAUCCUGC